This is a messenger RNA of Gymnodraco acuticeps, 4400 nucleotides long. Its product is annotated as voltage-dependent calcium channel gamma-4 subunit-like. Gene Ontology annotation, cellular component: postsynaptic density membrane; AMPA glutamate receptor complex; voltage-gated calcium channel complex. The record is from RefSeq and is a predicted model, not a curated record. The transcript is spliced from 4 exons. Gene Ontology annotation, molecular function: channel regulator activity; voltage-gated calcium channel activity. The coding region runs from base 233 to 1216 and encodes 327 amino acids. Gene Ontology annotation, biological process: calcium ion transmembrane transport; neurotransmitter receptor transport, postsynaptic endosome to lysosome; regulation of AMPA receptor activity. Lineage: Eukaryota; Metazoa; Chordata; Actinopteri; Perciformes; Bathydraconidae.
UCAAAGGAAUUAAACGAAAACUGUCAUCGUGUCAAACUCAGAAACUUGUAUUGUUCUCAAUCUGAAGUUUAGGAGGAAGAGGAUCAGUAACCGAGCUGUUAACAAUCGAGACUUGGAUUGAUGAGAGGAAAAACCGCGAGACGCGCGCGCUUCCUCUCACAGAUCAUGGGCACCAUGCGCUCCUCGCGGUGUGCGUAAACUGCUGUGGAGGAUCCAAACAGUAUGAGACGCCAUGGCAUGGUGUGACCGAGGGGUUCAGACUCUGCUGGCCAUCGUGGGGGCCUUCGCCGCCUUCAGUCUCAUGACCAUCGCCAUCGGCACCGACUACUGGCUUUACUCUCGGGCGUACAUCUGCAACACCACAAAUGCCACCGAUGAUUCCCCGAUGCAAACCAAGAAAGUGAAAGGCGAUCUGACGCACUCCGGGCUGUGGAGGAUCUGCUGUAUUGAAGGUAUCAACAAAGGAAGCUGUUUUCGGAUCAAUCAUUUUCCAGAGGAUAACGACUACGAUACAGACAGCUCCGAGUACAUCUUACGUAUAGUUCGUGCAUCGAGCCUUUUCCCCAUUCUGAGCAACGUUCUGCUGAUGUUGGGGGGCCUGUGUGUCGGGUUCGGACGCUUCUACAACAACAAGAACAACAUCCUGCUCAGUGCUGGCAUCCUGUUUGUGGCUGCAGGCCUGAGUAAUAUCAUCGGCAUCAUCGUCUACAUCUCCAGCAACGCCGGAGACCCGAGUGACAAGAAAGACGAGGAUAAGAAAAACCACUACAACUAUGGCUGGUCCUUUUACUUCGGCGCCCUCUCCUUCAUCGUGGCUGAAUCAGUGGGUGUCCUUGCUGUCAACAUAUUCAUCGAGAAAAACAAAGAGACGCGCUUCAGAGCCGUACGCAACUUCAUUAAAGCCACGUCCUCUUCUUCACCAUACUCUCGCAUUCCAAGUUACCGCUAUCGACGAAGGCGCUCGCGAUCCAGUUCGAGUGACCUGUCCCGCGAGCCCUCUCCAGUGGGGAUGAAGAUCGGGGGAGCAUGCGGAGGAGGGAUAGGGAUGGGUCUGCCGAUGGGGGAUAUAUCCCUGUACUCCCGCAGUAGGGACACUCUGAAGGGAGCGACCGCUGGGCCCUACAGUCCAGAGAGGGACUUUGGAUUUUUACAAGUCCACAACUGCUUCCAGAAAGAUCAGACAGAUGGAGGAAACAGAAGGACCACGCCGGUAUGAGGUUAGGAGUGUUCAUUGGAGUGUAAAACAUUAGGGUUUGAUGGAACACAUUACACAUUGUCUGAUUGAUGAGAUAGGAAGAUAAUUCCUCCCCGGGCUGUUCAGGCAGCAGCGGUGUGAAAGGUCCGGACUUAAAACAGUUUUUUAUUUUCCUUCUGGAGAACAAUUCCUGUGUUUCAUUUAGAGAAUGAGGAUAUAACUGUUUUUACUCUAUAUGUCAGUGUCUAAAAACUGGAUGCAAAUAAUUGAAGUGUUUAUUUCUAAAAUGUGAAAUCUGCUAUGUUGAAGCAACUUACUCCUAUUACAGAAAGGACAAACAUUUCGUAACUCUCAUUAUAUAAGGAUAAUGACCACCUAAAUGAAUUAGGGCUAAAAAUUGACAUUUUGUUCCAGUUUAUUUCAAUGUAAUGAAAGGGUAAAACAUUCACUUCAGGUUGUGGAUGUGUGACCAGGCCCUCGAGUUUAUACAGACUUGAUGCUCAAUAUAAUAUAGAUUCUGAAUAUUGAACUUCAGGUUAUUAUUUUUUCUGCUAAAAUUGUCUUUUGGAAAUUGACUUAUUUCUUAUAUUCCAAGACAAACGGAUGUUUAUCUCCAAAAUUGUGAUCCUUUGACUAUUAUUGUAUUAUAUUUGUUUGUAAAUCAACACAACUGGUGCUAACUUAAUCUGUACACCUUUGUUAGCCUUUUCAACUGCCAUUUAAAUAAUUACACUGUAUCUCAAUAACCUCUCUGAAGCUUGUGUGUGAGUGUAUGUGAAAUGUAUUUUAUGGCUCUGAGACACUGCCACACUAUGACAAAAAUGGAUUUAUGUAGAUAUCAACAAAAUGGACAUGGCACACACUAAUGUCAGUACAUUCCAGUAUGAUGUGUUAUGUGUUAGUGUGAACAUGAAUUGUGCUGACUGUGUAGUUUCUCUCCAUUCACUCAGGGACAAUGUAUGGAACAAAUCAAUCUUACUUUCAGAGAUGUAGAGAUUAUCACGAGACAGAACAAAUGUCUUUGAGUAGUUUUGUUUUUCAUACCUUAGCCUGUGUGUACAAACAGAGGUGAGAUCGCACUGUACGUGUUGCUGUAAAUUAACAUGACACUUGUUCCUGCAAUUACUGCCUUUGUGUUCAGAGGGUUUUUCAUCCAUAUUUAGCUAAUGCAAAAUCAUAUUUAAAGUAUUUCUGUACUGUUCUGCCCCGUGUCAAUAAGAAAUGUUUGGUAAAAGUAUAACUCCCAAGAAUCUUUUUUAAUGUGACUCCUUGAAUUUGACACCUUAUUCUGCUUGACGGGCAUUGCAAAAUAAAACUGCUACAUGUGUUUUCAAACAAGAAUAUAAUGACAUCACAAAAUAAUGAAUAAGUGUCCUGUUACAGGAUACAUGAGACCAAAUCUGUGUGAAACAUAACAAUGGGUUUAUUUCAUCCAGCAAGUUAUUUUGAAAGUUAAGUGUCCUAUAAACAGAUUGAGCCGUGUUUGAUUGAUACUGGAGUUGUGUAUUUCCAACUAAGCAAUAUGAUUUUCACAAACACAGUUGAUGCAAUUAAAGCAAAUAGUUACGAGUAUUGUGUGACAUGAAGUUCAGAGAGGUCCCAGGAGUGACAUGGUUGGACACAUGAGAAUGCUGAGGCCAAAUAUAUUUGACAGCUAACCAAGGAACUCUGACCAGAAUGAUUAAACAGCUUGUCACGGGUCAUGAACAAGUCAGUCAGUCAGUCAGGACUCUUUACAUUCAAACACUUGACUGAAAUUACUUGAUCCAAUAGGCCAAUCUUCUGCGAGUCAAGUAUUUUAGCCAAUGACGCGGGGCUGAUGGGCUGCUAUGCUCUGCUACGAGACUUCAUGGCAGACUGUCAGGCAACCACAGGGUGUAAAGGGAAAACAGCAUCAGCCAACGUAAUGCUUGAUUGAACUAACAGGCUCACAAAUGUUCAUCCAGACUUAAAACACACAUUUUCUUCAAUCAAGAGCUGGAGGAGUGGGUUUGUACGUGUGUGAAGAUUUAGAAGAAACAGUUAAGUGACUGAUUCUUCAUACGAUACACACUUGACCGGGUUCCAUGUCAAAGUUGCAGUUAGUAAUAAUUUGUUUAAUUUGGUUGUUGAAUUAGUGUCAUGGCGGUUACCACAUUUAAACUCAUAGUGCCAUGAGAGGGCUUGUAGUCCCAGCUUUAGUGGUUAUUUAUGUCAUUGAUGUGCAGAAUGUACACUUAGAAUAGACUUAUAUUUCAUCAUGGUGUGUGUGUGUGUGAUGUAUCUUUGUUAUGCAAAUCGGGUUUGAUGAUCUUGUUUCCCAUUCCAGCCUUAAUUUGAUCUUUUCUUUGCCACCCCUCUCCUCUGUCCAUCCCCCAGGCUGUUAAGCCCUGUGAAUGUGGAUGCCAUGGACCCUCACUGAUAUUUUCAGCCACAAUAAAGCUGCGCCCACAUUCAUGUCCCGCUGCACACCAGUGAGAUUUAUCCUCCAGUAAUUGAGAGGAAAAUGGCAGGGUCACCCCUCCCUGCAGUCAGGACUGUAACCAGCUUGUUAGCCUCGGUACCUCGCUGUGCAGGAGGAGAAAAAUAAGACUUCAGGUCUCAACUCAGGUUCUGCCUUUGUAACUUGAUUUGCUGUGACCAAUGGUUUCGCAUCGGGUCACACUUCAGCUAUGUUUAUACUAAACCUAUUACACCCAAUGCCAUAACAAAUCAUUUGCUGCCAGCAAAUAUUUAAAAAGCAAUUCAACAGCUGCAAUUUUUGUGUUACUGUUCAACAAUAUAGUUACACUGAUUCCUUACCAAUUUUUCAAUGUAUAAAGAAAUUGGGAAUACAUUUCGUUUCGAGAGAAGAGAGAAUGACAGCACACUGUUGUUUACAUGCAACUGAAAUGUAUAGUUUACACUAGAUUAGAUUUUCUUCCAUUGAACAAUGGCUUUUAAAAUGUAACAUAUAUUAUCUUUUUAAACUUUCAUAAGACUGACGGACAAGUAUUAUAUCGGACUGUUAAAGGUCCCAUGUCAUGGCCAUUUCUACUGAUCAUAAUUCCAUUGUUGAGGUCUACUAAAAUAGAUUUAUAUUGUGCAAUUUUCCAAACUCACAUUGGUUUCUCAUACAGCAUCUCUGUAAAGUAUGUGUAUUCAUCGGUAUUCAAUCUCUGUCCUAAAUGGCUUGUUGGAGCUCCUGCCCCCGCCCCUCCCUCCCUGUGAGCCCAGUGUGCUCUGA